Messenger RNA from Seriola dumerili (greater amberjack), 3551 nucleotides. RefSeq names its product LSM14A, mRNA processing body assembly factor (gene lsm14ab). Gene Ontology annotation, cellular component: P-body. The transcript is spliced from 10 exons. Gene Ontology annotation, molecular function: mRNA binding. The record is from RefSeq and is a predicted model, not a curated record. NCBI's taxonomy places the organism in Eukaryota, Metazoa, Chordata, Actinopteri, Carangiformes, Carangidae. The coding region runs from base 194 to 1534 and encodes 446 amino acids. Gene Ontology annotation, biological process: cytoplasmic stress granule assembly; P-body assembly.
GCGAAGGAAAAUGAAAACGGCCAUGUCGUGGUAGAAGCCAGUUCAGAAGCGAGAGAGUCUGAGCCACGGUGAAACUUGCAAACCAUCUGAUGUGGACUUGAAACUAAAGCUCUGAAAAUAACACAUCUGAUCGCUCGUUUGACAGAAAGCAGAUUUAGUGGACGUAAGUUCGUUGUUAAAACCAGAGGACAACAUGAGCGGAGGAGGGACACCGUACAUUGGCAGCAAAAUUAGCCUCAUCUCAAAGGCCGAGAUUCGCUAUGAAGGAAUUUUAUACACUAUUGACACUGAAAACUCGACAGUAGCUCUUGCUAAAGUUCGCUCUUUCGGCACUGAAGAUCGGCCCACUGACAGGCCUAUUCCACCUCGGGAUGAAGUGUUUGAGUACAUCAUCUUCCGAGGAAGUGAUAUAAAAGACCUAACAGUUUGUGAGCCACCCAAAGCCACUAGCAGCCUGCCUCAGGACCCUGCCAUUGUUCAAUCAUCAAUUGGAUCCAGCAAUGCUGCAGCAGCAUCAUCAUUCCAGUCUGCUGGGUCCUAUGCUCCAUUCAGCAGGGCCCCUGUCCCACCUUACAGCCAGUUUGGUGUUACACCCCUUGCAGCUCAGCAGUUUGGAUCAGCUGGAGCAGGAGGACGCACGAGUCCUAAGCUGGACUCUUUGAAAAAAAGUCCCACGCUGGAGCAGGCAGCACAGGCCCCACCAUCAGCUGCCACAGCUCCACCUGCACCUGUUGGACAGAGGAGUCAGACGGGGGCAGCAGUUCCCAGACCGACCAGUACCACCACUGGCAGCCAGAAGCCCCCAGAUCUCCUUGAGCAGAGAAAAGUUCCUGAGGUUCAGAAAGUGUCACAGCCAGAUAAUGAACAAGGUGCUGUUGAAAACCGGGAUCCCAACAAGCGUCAAGCUGCUGGUGCUCAGGCCAUCCGCCGCGGCCGUGGAAGAGGAAACCGCAGCAGAGGCAAAAUGAAUAUGCGCAGGGAUGGCACCAUGAAGUUUGAAGAAGACUUUGAUUUUGAGACUGCCAACGCCCAGUUUCACAAAGAUGAGAUUGACAAAGAGCUGCAGAAUAAGCUUAAACUGAAAGAUGACAAGACUGAAAAGGCGCUGAAUGGAGAGGAAACUGUUGUCUCAGAACAUCCGGCCAAUGAGGGGACCACCGAGGAGGAGGAGGCUGUGAUAAACACAUGCUACUAUGACAAGUCCAAAUCCUUCUUUGAUAACCUGUCCUGUGAUGAUUUGAGUAAAGCGGGUGAAAGAGGAUUUUCAAGGGAUCGAAGGCCAACCUGGGCAGAGGAGAGACGAAUGAACGCAGAGACGUUCGGCAUUCCCCUGAGGCACAAUCGAGGAAGAGGGGGUUUCCGUGGCCGAGGCUUCAUGGGGCCCCGUGGAGGCCGUGGAAGACCGGUUAGCAGAGGUUCCUUUGGGCCACCACGGGGUCCUCCACCUGGUUUCAGAGGCGGAUUCAGAGGUGGCAGAGGCAGCCGGGAUUUCUCUGAUUUUGAAUACAGGAAGGAUAACAAGGUGGCUGCAUAGUACAGCAGCGAUGGAUCCACAAAGAAUUAUAGCCCCUCCUCAUGAAAUUAUUCCAGCUCAAGAAAUUUUCUUUGGUCUCUACAUUUGACAGAAAGAAUGAAGACAUCCUCUCAGUCACCAGCAGCAGGGUUGACUGUUUGACAUCAGGGUGUGAGAGUACAGAAGUUUAGUUUGAUAAACAGUCACCAGACGGACAAGAUGAUGUGUAAAUACCUUGCUUUGGAGUAACUCUGUAUUUUUGCAUCAAUCAAGUUCAUUUCUUACAGAAGUCGUAUUUGAUAUUGAAAGCUGUAUGCAGAAAUCCCAGUGAUACUGUGAGCGGAUCACGGUUCAUGUGAUCAAUAGCUUUAUUUUUUACUUUAUUUCAGUUUUUGAUAUAAUAUUUGUUGGCACCAAACUUCCUUUCAUUGCCUGUUGCACCGUAUUUCUCUCUGCUCAGACUUAGAUUGGUUGCCAUGUGUUCAGUAUUUUUACCCAGUUUUUUUUUUUCCUUUUUGACAUCCAUUCAUUCUCAAAGAAGUCGUGAGGUCAAAGCCAGCUGAAAAACAGAAUCUAAACUGAAUAUCGUAAUGAAUGAAUGUAUAUCUAGCUCAUCUUCCACUUAGUGCCCUCCAGCAAAUCAUUGCUCGACAGACUCACUUUAGUUUUUAGAAAUGUGUUUCAGUAGUUACAAUCAUUAGCUCAUACUUUGACCCCUUAAACCUCCCACAUCAGCUGAAUUGUGUUUCUGCUUUAGGUUUGUAGCUGGACUUCUGCAGGCCUGGUGUAAUGAUGGCAGCCUAAUGCAUUCAACCAAUAGGAGCCAGUCAUUUGAUUGACAGAGGGUGGUUUACAGCAUUAGCUUUAGAAGUAUUUGUUAACUGUAGAUUUUUUUUUAGCGGGUCUGUUAUAUAGUUGACUAAAGAAAGAGCAUUCCCAUGAUUUGUGUCAGUGAAAGAGAAUCAUCCAUUGCUAUUGACGCCUUUUUAGAAGUUGUUAGGAAAGGAAAGCCUUGAGUUUAUUAUUCAAAACCUGCAGUUAGAUUGACUUUGAACAAGUUAGAUUUGGAUAAGAAAUGCUCCGCUAUUUUGCCAAAAAGAAUAUGUGAGAGAUUGGUACAGCUAAAAAUAAUUGUCAGCCUAUAGGUACAUGUUUUCUUCAUUUAGUACCUCUUAAAUCUACCUUUCUAUGUCCAAAACAUACUGAGCCAUCUGUUAAAGCAUGUUCCUUUUGUUUUCAGCAUCCUUUGAUUUGUCUUGCAGUUGUGUCAUCAACAUUGUUUUUGUCUCUAGAGUCAACCGCUUUUCACUGCAAAACUCAGUACACUUGCAGUGUUGUGAGGAUUGUUUACUGAAAUUGGGAAAUCUUGUAAAUGGAUUGAAUGAUGUCUCAAAGUGUAUGUUCAAUACAGACGGCAGCAUUUCUGAUAGAUAUCAGCCCUCUGGCUUGUUUGUAGCUCCUCUUGGUGCAUUAUUGUCAAUGUGAUUGUUCUCUGGAGUGAAUUUUAUGUGUUGUUUUUUUUUUUUUUUUUUUUACUGACGUGUGAACAAAGGGACAAGAACUGGAUGUGGUGCCAGUGUGUUGGGGGGAGGUGGGACAUUUUUUCUUUUUGGCUCUGAUUUGUUAGUACUUUAGGGAGUGCCUUCAGAGUGGUCAGUUUUUUUACAGCUCUCCCUUUAACUUAAAGAUUACCUUUUGACAAAAGUAUUGAUAGCACUACAGGGUGAAAGUAGAUCCUUCUCUAAAGCUGUGGUUGUUUUAAAACAAAGCAGCCCAGUUGAAUAUGUGCUGUUUAACUGGAUAUUGCACAGACUGCUGAUCACUGCAUGAUAGCCGUAGGAACCAUCACUUUAUAUGGGCUUUCGCAAUAACCAGCGAGAUUGGAUUUGAGACAAAAAGUAUUACUGAGCAAUUCAAAACUGACAUGUUUUCAUAUGUUUGUUACUCCUUCCAGUCACUGGAAUUGUAAACCAGGAAUUGUUUUCUUGAGAAUAUCAGCAAAAUUGAGUUUUUACGUCAAAUAAAGAAUUGUACAAUA